This is a messenger RNA of Fundulus heteroclitus (mummichog), 2736 nucleotides long. RefSeq names its product ETAA1, ATR kinase activator. The record is from RefSeq and is a predicted model, not a curated record. Bases 227 to 2071 code for a protein of 614 amino acids. Lineage: Eukaryota; Metazoa; Chordata; Actinopteri; Cyprinodontiformes; Fundulidae. The transcript is spliced from 6 exons.
AUCCUUUUUUUCCGCAGCUUUAAGUCAAAACCUAAUCGGCAUCCGUAGGUUGGUGACGUCACGGGCCAGUAACAUGGCGGCUCACUUCGAACGUAUGAGUUCAAUUGAUUUCAACAAAACGGAGAUUUUGCGAACAUAACACAUCAUCAGCUGCGGUGCAUUCGCUCCUCCAGUCAUCCCCGGAGCAGAAUAAUGCUAACCGGGACUGUUGCUGUUAGGGAGAGCCAUGUCAGCGCCGGGGACCGAUGCUGCUGCUGCCGCUACUACUGCUGCUGCUGGCAGCCCUGAGUUCUCUGUGCGGUGGAGGAGGAUCGUUCAAAAUGAAUGCAACCAAACACCGGGGACGUCACCUACGCGCAACGAUCUGCAGAGUCGUCGGAUUAGAAACGGCAGCAGAUUACCCGGCUCUAAUAUUGCAGGGUCUCCAGGAGAUGAAGUUGUUUCACAGGACAUUUUCUGGGAUAGCACAUCCCCCAGUUGGACUGGCUCAGGAAACGGCAACAGCAGAGCCGUGGAGAUCUCUGAUAUCGUUAACCGCAUCGCUCCGAAGAAUAUAAAACCCCAAGGGACUGAAUCCUCCUUGCUCCACUGGAUCGACGAUGGGCCGAUCUGCACACCUGAAAAUCCGAAGCCACGGGUCAGGAAGAGGUCCUCUCGGCACAGCAGCGUGAAGGACCUCAUGGAACUUGCCAAGCAGUUUGAUAAAAACAUGCAGCAAGACGAGGAGACCUCCGUCCAGCCGAGGGCCGUCACCAGUAAACUCCAUAAGGCUGGGAGCGCCUCUGAUGACGACGCCACCGAUCCAAAGUGUCCGUCCACGCUGGAGCAGGCGGAGGCAGAGCUGCGCGCUCUCUUUGACUCGUCCACGCAGGGCGUCAGCCGGCGGCUGAGCGAGGCGUCGGCCUCUUCACAGGACAGAAGGGACCGACCUGAGACAUCUGCCUCGGCUGACCGCAGACAGUCAGAGGCAGAACCCGCCGACAAGCUGGCUGCAAAUAAGUUAGUGGAGUUUGAGGAUGAGUGGGACAGUGACGACCUACUCAGCGACUCCUUGAUUCAGGCUCUGUCGCAGGAUCCAAACGGUCCGCUGGAGGCCAACCCUAAGACGGCAGGGAGGUCUCACACAGACACUACAAAUAUGGACCCUGCACAUAAGCCCUUAGAGAACCUCUGCAAGACGAGCUUCAGUUCGCUGCAGGAACUGUGUCCCAAACCCAAAACGAAAAACCGAAGUACCUUUAAGCUGGAACCCAACCCUCACUUCCAGACCAUACUGGAUAAGGAAGCGUCAAAGUCCAGCUUCACUGUUCUAAAACCCAAACCGGAGAGCCCAGAGCAGAAUCCCGCCACCGGAAAGACCGUCUCCAACCCCCAGCCAGACGAAGUCACCAACUUGGUAACGUUUUUUUUGGAGGACCCUCCGGUUAAAGACGUUUCCGACAGUUUAUGGGACAACGGCGAUUAUGAUGCCUUCCUCUACCAGGUAUGUGACAGCAUGGAAAAUAUUUACAGCAGCCAGCCGAACCAAGUGAGUCCAAGAAACUGCGAGGAAAAACCACCAAAGGGGCCUACAGGCAGCAGACACCAGAACACUACAGAUCUUUACGCCAACGCAGAACGCCCCGGGAGCUCUGGCUCAAACAGGCGAUCGUCGGCUUCUUUUGUUCGCUCAAACUCUCUACCGGUGGCUACGCGUGAAACUGGAAACUACCAAGGAUGGAGCCUCCCUUUGAGAGGCGCCGACCACAAAUCAGGCAUUUCUCAAAGCUUCCCGGGCGGUCACGUUGGUCUGGAAGCGUUUAAUCAGGGUAGGGAUGCCUCCAGAGCGUUUCAGGCUGAGAGUGGCCGUGUGGGAACGAAGCCUCAUACGACGGCGACCGGACUCCCCCAGAACUCCAAGUCCCGUCAUGCAGCGUUCAAGAGAAACCUGUCCUGCUCAGCCAUCAUCAGCGACAAAGUGUUUGUCACCAGCCAGACUACAGAAAAGUGCUCUGCAGCUGAGAUCGAGAGGAAGAAGCAGAUGGCUCUGGCGAGGAGGCGGCUGAAAAUGCAAAGCACUUUAAAACCGUAGAGGAGCUCCAUCUAACUCACAACAUCACAACAUUGCAACAAGCAAACCAGUUAAUUAAAUCAUUUCAAGCCUGUGGUGGCCUUGUUUUAGGAAAAUAAGUGUUUUUGUUUUCAUCUUGGUAUAAGGGAGUCAGUGUUCAUAGUUCAGAUUUCUCUUGACUCUCCACCUGAAAUAGUUCAUGCUAAAGGAAAGGAAACAGCUGCUGAUGGAAAAUGAAUUCUACAGUUCACAGAGAGCUCAUGACAUACAGAUUUUCAUGACACCGACUCAAGGAAUAAUUUACACCCGAGUCAGAGAAACAGACUGAAACUGUACAUAUCUGUUUUCAUUUCAGCUUUCUGAACCCACCUGGGUCAGUUCCAUGUUGAUUUUGUUCAUACCUGAAUCCGUCUAUCUCCUAGUUCUGGAACAUGAGAAAUGAAAACGCUGUUCAGAUAAUGUUAUCCAUCGCUCAGUUUAUGGGAUGGUUUCCGCUGUAUCCCAGUGUUUGAAACUGUUUUUGUUUCAUACGUUUUAUCAGGUAGCAAUCAAACUAGAUACAUACCAGGUGCAUAACAAUGUAACAGAAGCCGGGAGAAAAGCUUGAAGACAUGUCAAAGUCUGUUUUAGACGAUAUGUGGUUGAUUUUGAUUAAAAAAAAUAUUUUUGCUUUGAUCCAGCAUAAA